Trichophyton verrucosum HKI 0517 is the source of this 3453-nucleotide messenger RNA. RefSeq lists its product as uncharacterized. The transcript has 3 exons. NCBI's taxonomy places the organism in Eukaryota, Fungi, Ascomycota, Eurotiomycetes, Onygenales, Arthrodermataceae. Gene Ontology annotation, cellular component: Golgi apparatus. Bases 1 to 3453 code for a protein of 1150 amino acids. The record is from RefSeq and is a predicted model, not a curated record.
AUGUUCCAGCGUAUCCGCGGUGCUAUCGAUGCUAGGAUAGCUGAAGAACAGGCCCGGCAGCGCGCCAGUCAGGAAACUCUGUCCCGUUCGAACUCAGCGGCCCGAAAGUCGAACAAUGCAUCCCCAUCUCAACGAACAAGCCGGAUAAAACAAGAUAGCUCCGGAAUUCCAUCCCGUGGACCAGACCCAGCUGAGUUUGAUGGCGAGGCGAUCACCGGAGACGAUGAGCCGAUGGCAGAGACCUCCUCGUCUAACCAAAGUUCUGAGAAGGGUGGAUUUGGGAACCCAGGGCAGCAGUCAGGGCAGCAGGCAAAGGGAGAUGCUAAGGAGGCAUCUACAGCCGGGUUGAAGGAUGGGUCCGUGAAUGAGUUACCCACCGAUAUCCGAGUGAGGCUGCGAAGGCUGGAUAAGCUAGAGGCCAGGUAUCAAGAACCGUUCGAAACUGCCCUCCGUGAAAAUACGCCUCUUACUUCUAUUACAGAUCCUCGUGCCUUAACUGAAUACCUGAAUCAGAUUUCAUUAAAGGGUGAUAUGGUGGUGGAAGAGUUGAAGCGGGUAUCGUCAGAGCGUGAUGAGUUCAAGGCUAAGGUAGAAGCUACAGAGAAAUCUGCAAAGGAUGCUUGGGAUGAGGUAUCUAAACUCAAGAGCAAAAACGAUUCCGCUGGAGGGAGCCAGGUGGAGGACAAGGAUGCUACACAGGCUUCGCCGAUUAGUCCACCGGGAGAGACUUCAGAAAAUCCGAAGAAAUCACCGACCCCUUCUGUGACUUCUAUGGCCACCGCUAUCCCUGGCUUAUCCAUAUUUUCUCCAAAAACGAAAGCUGUUUCUUCGCCGCCGCCAGUCGAGGAAACGGAGGAGUUCUUUUCCUUCGACAAUGAGAUACCACGGCUAGAGUCCGAGAUAAAAUCUCGUGAUAAAGAGAUUACUGCGCUCAAGUCUCAGAUUAAGACAUUAACAAAUGAUCUCGCCGUGGCUCGCGAAUCAACAGAGGGCAUGGUUCAUAGCUUGGAGUCUGCUACCCGCGAGCUUAGCGGCCUGCGUGAGCACAAAGAUCUACAGGAAGCUAAGCUUGUGAGCCAGGAGUCAUCCUUCAAGGAACAAAUCGCGGCCUUGGAAUCAAAAUUGGCAUCAGCUUCAUCAGAGCUAGAUAACUCUACUGCGGAGAUUGGCAAACUGAGGUCUCAGAUCAAAGAGACGGAAGAAGAAAUGAGCCGGAUAAAGGCAGAUCUGAAUGCUCAAGAGCAGAGCAAGGCAAACGAUAAAGACGCUAGCAAACGGCUAGAAAUACUGCAAGGAGUUGUAACAAAUCUGAAGUCGCAACUCAAAGAAGCCGAAGACACAAUGUCAUCCUUGAAGGUAGAGUUGUCUGCUAAAACAGCCGAAACAGACUCUCUCAGUGCUGUUGUUAGCUUCAUUGACAAGGGUUUGGAUGAUAAUGAGAUGUGGAAAUCUGCCAGGGAUCGAAUUUCCCAUGGUGAGUACGUUGAUUUCGCAGAAAUUAAGAGAAGCAUUAAAGGGACAGACCCUUCGAAGCCCACUGAGGACGUCAAUAUUCCCGCUGCUACUAAUGCUACCCCUGCUGCUGCGACUUCAGGGUCCAAAAAGAAAAAUAAGAAAAAGAAGAAAGGGACAAAGCAAGAGUCUGACGAGAUUGUUGAAGUGUCAAAUGCCAAUAUACCUCCGCAAAAUUCUGGCACCAUCAGUGAUCUUGAGCUUAAAAUUCAAAAACUAGAAACAGAGAUCGCGGAGAAGGAUGCUGCAAUCGAUCGUCUCUGCUUGAAACUUAAGGGAGAGGAGAAUCUACGCGAGGAGAUAGAGACCCUGCAAGAUGAAGUGGUAAGCCUUGGACAGGACCACGUUGAGGCAAAAGAUAAGGUCAAGGAGUUGCUUGCAGAGAAAUCUGCUCUUGAGAAGCGUGCUGCAGAAUUCGAAAAAGAGAUAUCUAGUCUACGGUUGAGCUCUACACAAUCAUCAGAUGCUGAGAAGGCUCAUAAAGGUUUGUCGGUGGAGUUUGAGGACCUGAAGUCAAAAGCAUUGAUUCUGGAGACGGACCUGAACGCUGCUCAACAGCUGGCGGCUUCUAGGUUUAAAGAUCUCUCCGAUCUUCGAGACACUCUGCAGAAACUACAGCCUGAGCUACGCUCCCUGAGAGCAGAGUCAGCAGAGCUUAAGAAAGCAAAAGAAGAACUGAAGACAAAGACAUCACAGGUGUCAGACCUGGAGCAUAAACACGAUGAUCUACGUUCAGAAAUUAAGAGCCUACAAUCCUCGAUUGAAGAGAAGGAUUCUGAGGUGAAAACACUGCGCCAAAAGAUCAGCCAGGAGACUAAUGGAAGACUGAAAGCAGAGCAGGCCCUCGAGGUAGCGCAAGGCGAUUUGCGUUACUCUGAAGGGAAAAAGCAAGAGGCGAUUGAGGCUAACGAGAAGACUCUACGUGACCUUACAAAGACUGAAGAGGAACUUCGAGCAUCACAGUCUAGGCUUCGUGAUGUUGAGGAACAAGUAUCCCAGCUUAAUAGAGAUAUUGAACAGUUACGUGAUGACAUCAAGCUGAAGACAGCCCAGUACUCCAGCGCUCAAAGUCUGAUGAGCAGCAUGCGAGACCAGGCAUCAGAAAUGGCAAUGCAGGUAAAGGAAACAACUGAAAGAUGCGAAAGUCUAGAAGAAGAGGUUGCGGAUGCUCAUCGCCUUCUAUCUGAGCGGUCUCGUGAAGGAGAAACGAUGAGGAGGAUGCUCUCAGAUAUCGAGAUGAAGGCAGACAUAAAAGUGCGGGAACACAAAGAGAGACUCGAAGCCGUCAUUGAAGAACGGGACCGAGCCGAAGACGAGGCAAACUCGGUAAACCGAAGAAGAGCCCGAGAGAUUGAGGAGUUAAGGACGAAGGCAAGGGAUGCGGAGAAAGCCCUGAGAAGGAUAGAAGAAGACAAAGACGAGGUAGAGCAUGCACAAAGGGAGUGGAAACGGCGACGAGGCGAGCUGGAAUCACAGCUGGAACGCUCUAACCAAGAGCUCGCCGAGGUUAAAGAAGCCAUGUCACACUUGCGGGAUGCGCUCGAUGAAAGCGAGCGCCAUGCAAGGGACCUAGAAAAGGAGAAGGCUGCCCUCCGCCGGUCUAUUGAGGAAACCAACCAGCGCCUCGAGAAGCUCAAGCGGACCAACAAGUCCCUCGCUAGCGAUUUGAAAGCUUCCCAGCUACCGAACAAGCGCGGGAUUGACUCUGGGAACAGAUCGCCGCGCUCCUCUCUUGAAUCGGCGAGGCAGCGCGGUGUUACUUCUCCGCCCCCAGGCACAGGCAGCGGUCGAAACGGCUCGAUCACCCGGAACGAUACACCUACUCCGAUUGACUACGUUUACCUUAAAAACGUAUUGCUACAGUUCUUGGAGCAAAAAGACCGAAACCACCAGAAGCAAUUGAUCCCAGUUCUUGGGAUGCUGCUGCAUUUUGAUCCGUAA